Molecule: messenger RNA, 2376 nt
Organism: Stereum hirsutum FP-91666 SS1
Lineage: Eukaryota; Fungi; Basidiomycota; Agaricomycetes; Russulales; Stereaceae
Exons: 5
Coding region: 196-2376 (726 amino acids)
Source: RefSeq, a predicted model, not a curated record
AACAUCAGGCGAGAUCCUGCGAGAUCCCACGUUGGGGGACAACGCAAUGCGGCAUGACGACGGGUCAGCCGUUUUGUGUCGUUUUGUCAAUGACAAAGGGUCUCCACAAAAGCUUCGCGAAUCCCGCUGAGUACCCUCUCUUCGUCUUCAGUUACUUCCAGCACGUCUUCGCGAGGCUCCUGGACGCGUUAGGGGAUGGCCAAGCAUAGCCAGAUACAAGAGGUAGAGGAGAUCGAUUUACAGACGUAUGAUCAUUCGCUCAAACCUUUGGUCCCGAAUCGGUUAAACAGCGAAGGCUCACCGACCACUCAGAACUACGACGAUAUACCCAAGUACAAUUACAGGACUGCAACAAAUCUCUCUGAGCUCGAGGAGCCUGCUGCAACCAACGAUUCCAGCCAGCAGGGUCCAGGCAUUACCCUCUCCGUUAUUCUUCUAACGUCAUGCGCUAUAAUACCAGCUUUCAUGGGGGCAAUGUUUUAUAUAUCCAUCGGGUUCAAGGCCCCCGAUGGUGUAUAUCACUCUAAUGGGACUUUCGUUCGCCCCAUCUCUGAAGGCGCUAUCAUCGGCGGUGUCGACUCGUUUAUUACAGCGCACUUCUCGCCUCUAUUGGUGUCUUCCAUCGCCAGCUCCGUAAUAGGCGUCGUUUCGCCGUUCGUUAUGUGUCUGGUCGCGUACCAUCUCGCUGUCUCGUGGCUUAUCGCCUCAUUCGCGCACCCAAGUAACCUUCCAACACCUCAGCAAUAUUAUCACACGCUCAACCUCGUCACCAACGUCUCACCCACUUCCAUACUUCCACUCCUGAGCUAUGCCAUACGCCACAUCCGCCUCUUGCUCUCACCACGGACUACUCCUCGACCCACAUCCCCCGUACUCAAAAUCGCGGCCGUUGGCGCCAUCGUUGUUCUCUCCGUCACCUGGGCCAUACGACUCAUAGACAUCGUUCUCCACGAACAAAUCAUCUCCACUAUCCUCUACGUUCCGAACCAUUCCAGAGUUUCUUAUCCUGGACGGGUUUCCAUUGCGCCCGAUUGCCUGACCACGACGACGGACAACUGCGCUGUGAUCAACCGAACAAAUACAGCCAGCCUUGGCGGACUAAACCAGUCCACGAUUUUCAAAGUCUACGAGCAUGGCUCUUCCGACCCCUCUCGCAACCAAAGUAUCGCCUUCAUUGGACCCGCAGACGUCGCCAGCCAUACCGAUCUCAACUACACAUCGCAUACUUUCGCUGCCUCUACGGAGUGUCAGGUUUUUCACCCUGCCUGCUACGUCGAGAAUCAGGUUAUACAAUACUGCUACCCGACUUAUGCAGUCGGUGAUCCAGAGCCUGUCAUCAGCAACUGGAACUCGUUUGUGUGGAGAGUGGGGUUUAACACCUCGGCUUGGCAAAUGAGGCUGCAAACGUUCUUGACGUUGAAAGGCAAUCUGACGGAACCCACUAAUUCUCUGACAAACGGUGCGAACUUGAACCCCUUUACGACGGGAAGUUUUGGAUGUUUCGCGGAUUACUCUUCCAUACCCUAUAACGACACGAGUAGCAGCUUCAAGACGCCGUUCAUUAACUGGUGGACCUAUGGAGCGGGCAUCGGCAACAAACCCUACAUUCUCUGCUCUAUUUCGCUCUGCAACACCACAGUUUACGACGCCGAAUAUACCCUCUUCAAUGGCACGCUCACCCUCGACAACUCUACCUUCUCCAAAUCGAAUGCCUCUGCCGCCAUCGCGGUCUCAUCUGCCGGACUCUACCUCGGUACCGGCGAUACAAACUACUACCAGUGGGGCUCCCGCUUCCUCGACGACCAGAUCCAGCUAGAUCUUUCAUCCGCAGGGAACACUUAUGGCAAUUCGACAUCCGAAUUUCCGGCUGCAUGGGCGCAAGCUUUUAGCAAUAGAUAUCUCGGAUGGUCGGCAGGGGCAAUCACGAUGGAUAAAGUGGACGCGGAGAGUAGGAGUGCGGAACUGGCAUUACAGAUACCUUUGGGGACGACACAUGCCUUCGCUGCGCUACACUUCGCCUACGCGUUCGGCAUCGUCGUACUGGGUAUUUCGUGCUUGGCAUUGCCGAAGAGCAAGAGAUGGGGGUGGAAUAGGUUGGGUGCGAGUCCGGGGAGUUUCAAUGCGCAGGAUCUGAGGUCAGCGCAGGUCAGAGUGUCGGACACAUCGCUGCUCGUGCACGAGUUGUCUUCGAGGCCAGGAGCUGUACGUGGAGAGUUGAGGCGGAGGGAAUUGGGUGGAUAUGCGGAUGGUUAUACCGGAUUGAUGGAGAGUGCGAGCGACUCGGGACGAGGGACGAGUGGGAGUGGUGACCUGCGCGUGUGUUUAGAGAGGCGAGACAACGGUGGCCUUGGGUUCGAUUUCCGGAAACGCAUUUGA